Lizanozyma spartinae is the source of this 972-nucleotide messenger RNA. RefSeq lists its product as uncharacterized. The transcript has a single exon. The record is from RefSeq and is a predicted model, not a curated record. Gene Ontology annotation, biological process: sterol biosynthetic process. Gene Ontology annotation, cellular component: endoplasmic reticulum. The coding region runs from base 1 to 972 and encodes 323 amino acids. Lineage: Eukaryota; Fungi; Ascomycota; Pichiomycetes; Serinales; Debaryomycetaceae.
AUGGCGUCGGACUUACGGAAGGCUGCUCUCACCAACAACAGCGCGUCGACCGAGUCAUUGAUUGGCGAAAGGAAAUCAACUCAACUACAAACCAGCGAAUCCGAAGUUAACUUGAUACGACCAGCUUUAUACAGUAUUUAUAAUACCGAUAGUGUGACUGAGUUAAGUAAAGAUGACGAAGACAAUGCAUCAUUCAUUGAGUUUGCCACCAAGGAACAAUUGAAGAAACAUGAACAACAAAGACAACAAGAAGUUUUGAUGAAAAACAAACGCACUCUUGUUGAAGAGAUCAUCAUCACCAUUGUGAAACUUGCUUGUAUGGGAGCCAGUGCAUUCUUUUAUAAUUGUUUGGUCUCAUAUAUUACAUCUCGUCAAAUUGAUUCUACUGAAUUCCAACAGCAAUUCAACAUAAGUAAAGGAUUCUUACAAAGAUUCAUUGCUGGGUUCCGCAUUAGUAGACAUGUUGAUUGGAUUCCAUCAAAAUUAGAUUCCAUUGAUGAAAUUGUUGGUUUAUUAUUCCAAGGUUUGGUGAUGAGUCUUUUCCAUCCAUUAAUGGAUUCUAUUCUUCCUUCUUCAAUGACUAGAAGGUUAUUACUGUCUAAUCCCGAUGCUGCUAAGUCUCUGCGUCAGAACUUCUUCAAUGAUUCUUUAAGAGCAGUUGUUGCAGUAUUGGGAGUAUCUUACGCCAUUCGUAAGAUUGAAUUCAACAGUAUGUGGCAGAUGUCCGUUGUCUGGUCAUUACUUAAUCCUUCUCUUUGGCUCUUAUUGGAUGGUACAUUGAGUGGGUUCAUUGCCUCGACUAUUGUGACCCUUGCUGGUUGUGUUCGUAUUUAUUUCCAGAAUAAAAAGGCAUGUCAGGCUUUAGCCUUAUCAAUGUCUUCGGAAUAUCAUGCUAUUUGGUUGUGGAUUAGUAGCUUCUUCUUUUGUGGGGUUAUCAUCUUUGGUAAAUUGGGUAGAAGUCUUUUAACUUGA